GUCACCGUGGCAACAGGAUUUCCUUCAGAGCUCAACCUCAGGUUCUCUUAAAAGUAAAAUGGCUGAAAGAAAAAGGAAUCCAAACUGGACAGAGGAGGAGAAAGCAAUCCUGUUGAAGGAAUACUCAAGACGAAAAGAGAUCCUAACAAGCAAGUUUAACCCUGCAGUGACGUCAGUCAUUAAGCAAAAGCACUGGAAAGAAAUAACAGAUUGUGUUAACUCUCAAAAUCCCACAGUGAAGAGAACCAUUCAAGAAGUUAAAAAGAAAUAUGAAAAUCUAUCAACUGCAGCAAAAAAAGAAUACAGAGAAUUAAGAAAGGCAGCUACAAAAAGAGCUCCACAGGAACCCUCCCAGCUGUCUGGCCCAUCACCCUUACAGACCGUUUCAGUAUCUAGCUCUCCAGCACUCCCUCCAAGGAUCGUGGCUGUAUCCUCCUUUGUCCUACCAACUAGUAGACCACAAGCACCUCUUCCACGGCCUCCUCUGUUGGUUCCUCGCCCUCGACAGGUCACUCCAGUCCUACAACCUCCUCGAGCGGUUGUCAGUUCUUCAGCGGAUGUGUCGUCCACUCCCAGAGGAAUGAAGGAGUUAGGAAACUUUGGCGAGGAGCUUGAUCGGAUUCAUUCGGCCAUCACUAACUGUGGGGACAGGAUAGUGGCUGCCAUUGACCCUAUUGCUUCAUCUCUCCAUGAACUCACCCACCACCUUGGCUCCCUAGUGGAUCUGCUGGGAAGACAGCCCUCACCUCCAUGCCAUCACACGGCCAUUCAAACCUCUGAGGACAACCAGGAGGAGUCAAAUAUAGACAACACAGCUCUACUAAUAGUGCCUAAAGUCGAGAAGACAUCCCCUUCCUAUCCAUCAACAUCUUCAACUCAGAUGAUCCAAAACACUGACGAUUAUAGAUAGUACUACCGCCAAGCACCCUGAUUACAAAAAACUCUUACCAUGCCGUGCGUUUAAACCUGUGUCGUACUGAUAAUUAAGAGAGGUGAUGAUUCUCACCAGGAUCUCAGCUAUGUUAGCUGACUAACAUUUGUCUUAAGAUUUGAACUUCUAUUGCAGCUUAUUAUUCCUCAAUCGCUAAGCAUGCUAAAGAGAUGGCAAACCCACCAAACACCUGUUACUAUUUAGAUAGGACAUGGCAUAAAUGAUACAAUCCCACAAUAGCCUGACAUUUCACAUAUUGUAUACAACUCCACCCCAGUGAUGUAUACACAUUUAGUUUUGAAUAUCAAAACAAUAUUGUUAAAAUAGGAAGCCUUCAUUAAAAUAUUUUAACAUUUAAAAUGUUAUAGUCCUUAGUGGACAGGCUAGAGAUUUCCAGUAAUUGUCUGUUCAGAUUUGAGGUGGACCAAUAUGAGAGUGUCUAUAAAAGCCAAAAGGCUAUAAUUUCAUAUUCCAUUAGGAAAAAGUACCUUCAAAAGAAAUUCAUAGCAAGCAUAGGUAGAAAAGAUUUCUAUGCUUCUGCUCAUUUAACAGGACUCACUGGCAAUGAGCCUGUUAGAGAAGGUGAUGUCUCUCCCUAGGAACCUUGUAUUGCUGAAUUCUCCUUGGAGACCUGGCUUUUUGAGUUGGUGAAAUUCACCGUCUGGGUAUUGGCACUGUGCGAUUCUGAAGCCAGAGCUGUCCAGGAGCUGGGGACCGAAUCCCAGCAGGGCUGUAGGGGCACACAGCUCUCAAUAGUGGUUUUUAAGGUUGAUAUACAGUACUUAAUUCAAGGAUGUAACAGUAAGCUUCAGGAUUAUAUAAGAAUCACAAACAACACAAUAAGUACCUGUAAUUUAUUAAAACUAAUAUCAUCUGGCACCAUUAUGAAUCCUGUGUUAUCCAAUACAUUCUAUUAAUACCAUAAAUUUCACCCUUUAUUUUUUUAAUGAAUUUUUUGAUGGCUUUAUAAUGAUUUUUUUACUUAUGUAAUUGUAACUUCCAUGAAUACUUUGGACUUACUCUGAACUACAAUUUCUUUAACAAGCUGUAUUUAACUAGAAAUUUCUAAUUGUUAAACUGUAAUUGUAUUUCAGACCCUAUCUGAGAGCAGCUUUUAGUGCUUUGGAUACCCAGUUCACAUCAGGUCACAUUUAUCUUGAGCCAACCAACACUAUAAAUGACACUAUAUCAACAUUUAAAUGUUAAAAACUUUAUUACAAAUGAGUAAACACCCCAUAUUGUGUUUGUUAUGGAUGCCAGUGUCCUACUGUAUCAACACUGCUGUCUGUGCAAAAUGAGUUUACCCUCCCCUUAACUUGACAGCCCAUAUACUGUAUAGCAGCCCAGAUAGACUGUAGCAGCAGUCAUCCAGUAUUCAUCAAGAUAAAGUCACUGUAUGUCUGUCUUAACAUUCCCCACAUGGACUCUGACUUUGCCUCUUUAGCACAGACCUCUGCCUACUUUUUAUGACUAGGGGAGAGGCAGGCAUCCUUGUUCAUCUGACCAUGUUUCUUUCUGAUCCACACAUCCCAGCAACAUCAAGGCAAAGGUGUCUUUAGAGGCUUGUCAGAUUAUAAGGCUAAUAACAAAUGUACAUUAUUGAAUAUGCACUGUAUAUAAAAUAUUCCAUGCUGCUUUAUGGCAUGAGUUCACCUGACUGAAAUUAAUACAAUUUAUUAACACAAAGAAUUAGUGAUGUGUUAUAAACAGCUAGUAUAUUUACCGUACUUAUUGAGCUUAUACAGUAACCCUCUCCUGUUAAAGGAAACGGAUUAUUAAUAUUUAUAGUACUCAAAGGACAGCUUUACUGCUGAAAGUAGAAAGUAGAUAAAACCUAUUGAGGAACUAAGAAAUAUAUUUGAGGAGGAACAAAUACUGUAUAUUACUAAAUAUGUGGAGUAAUGUAUUUUAUUAUGUAGCAUACACAAGUUUAAAAGAAGUAAUACUAAAUGAAGAAAGAUUACAUGGAGUUUAAAACACAAGUUUAUUUUCAUGAUUCAUGUCAAUGGAAGUAAUGGAUAGUAACACAACUACAUGAGUAGUUCUGUUCUUUCAUGUUAAAUAUAAAAUAUUCUGUACAUUUAAAUUAAACUUAAUCAAAAUUUACAAAAAGAGCUGGUUGCAUAUUUGUACUGUAACUUAUGACAUUAUAUGAAUGGU
This is a messenger RNA of Lepisosteus oculatus (spotted gar), 3091 nucleotides long. Its product is annotated as nuclear apoptosis-inducing factor 1-like. Gene Ontology annotation, cellular component: nucleus. Lineage: Eukaryota; Metazoa; Chordata; Actinopteri; Semionotiformes; Lepisosteidae. The record is from RefSeq and is a predicted model, not a curated record.